AUGAGCGGGCUCCGAAGUCUAUCGCAGUUUCUCCGCAAGGUUCACAGGAUGUCAAUGUGGUCGAUGCCUUGCCGUGGGCUGGGAGCAUGUGUCGCAAGAAACAGCGGGAGGAUGAUGCUUCACCAAGAAAGUGCCAGAUGGACGGCCAGACGACUGGGAUGUCCACCGUUGAGGCGGAUGUCGGCAUGGACGGAGAGGCGAGUUGAGGGAGUCAUGCGGUUCGAGUUCUCCUCUCCCCAGCUAGGACACGCCAUCAGGUCCUGCGCGGAAGAAGCAGACAGAGCCAUGUCAAGUUUGAGCAAGUAUCUGAGCCUGGUCGUCAUCUACCCGCCCAAUUCGGAGGAGCACGAGGAACAGGAGGAGCAGGAGCUCGUGCUGCCCGAGGCGUUACGAAGGAACUCGUUGACGAUGAUAUCUCGAACUUUCACCGACAAGAACGCGAAGGGAUAUCAUGUCUCGAUCAGCGUCUUGAAGCUGGAGGACGGGGUGAUGCUAGAGAUGUUUACAGCAGAGCAGGAUGGUCUGCCGCAGCUCGACUCUUAUCGUCAGCUGCUUGCACGGGAUCAACCGUCUCCUUUCUUCUUCCUUGCGACGACAGGGAACACCAAGAGGAAGGAGCUUUUCAAGAAGCUCGAGAUGCUUUUCCCUGAGGCCAGCAAGUUCAUGUGCCAAGUGAAAGCAAGCCGUCUUUUCCUCAACGGAGUGCCGAACAAGCUGUGCGUGGGGUUUGUCCUUCAGAGCAAGGAACACGGCGAGCAGAUGAAGACAAUGAUCAUGGAGCUCUUCGGAGAGAUGCGGCUGGCGGAUCUGAAGACGGAUCUAAUGCAUGGGGGAGAUCCUAAGGAGGAAGAGUACAUCCGGGAGAACAUGUGGGCUGCGCCGGUGGUAUCGGGCUUGUUCUUGGACAUGGUGGUGUUUGAACCGAGAUACCGCUUGAUGGUGAAGACAUGCGUCGACCACGGAGCGCUUUUCGUGCUGACGAAGCCAGGAGAGAAGGUUAGGACCAUGUGGAUACCAAGAGGAGAGGACGAUGGGAUGAUGACGGGCUGGCAACAGGUGUUUGAGGACGAGCCGAUAGCUGAGGAGGAUGGCGACACCGCAGAAAUGAUCAAGUCUGAGAUUCUUGGCAACUUGAGCAAAGUUAUCGUAGGAGCAGAAGGUCUUAACCUGGAUAUGAUGCUGUCCAGACUUGCAAAGCUCAACGCAGAUCAGUUGUCCUUUUUUCUCAUACCCCUGCUGCCUGCAUCGACUGAAAGGAAAUACAGGUGGUAUGAAAUGAAGAACAGUUUGGAGCGCAUGCGGAUGCAAUGCCUUAGGGUUCGCGAAAUCAUCGAAGAUGCAUCUGAAGUUCAGUGA
Guillardia theta CCMP2712 is the source of this 1356-nucleotide messenger RNA. RefSeq lists its product as hypothetical. NCBI's taxonomy places the organism in Eukaryota, Cryptophyceae, Pyrenomonadales, Geminigeraceae. The record is from RefSeq and is a predicted model, not a curated record. The transcript is spliced from 7 exons. The coding region runs from base 1 to 1356 and encodes 451 amino acids.